Penaeus vannamei (Pacific white shrimp) is the source of this 782-nucleotide messenger RNA. RefSeq names its product whirlin-like. The record is from RefSeq and is a predicted model, not a curated record. Gene Ontology annotation, molecular function: protein binding. Gene Ontology annotation, biological process: rhabdomere development. Gene Ontology annotation, cellular component: cilium; stereocilia ankle link complex; plasma membrane. NCBI's taxonomy places the organism in Eukaryota, Metazoa, Arthropoda, Malacostraca, Decapoda, Penaeidae.
UAUGCAUAUAUCCUGUAUAUAUAGAAUAGCAUUGUAUUUAUUGUAAUUUUCCUCUUAUCAUCGCUUUCUAGCUUUGUCCUUCGCACAGCCAGGCAGGGGACGGCCUCGCCCUGCCCCCGGCGCGCGCUCGAUCUCGCUCCCGAACGCACACUAACCCCCUGCUGUUCCAGAUGCGAGCGAGCAGCCCUGGGCCGUCCCCGACCUCCCCCUCCGGACGGCGAGGCAGCGCCGAAGUGCGGGAGGACGCGCAUGCGCCCUACUCUUGCAGGAACCGUAGGACCUCCUUGGUGGUGAGCGACAGCCUGGGCAGGUUCAGAGUUGUAGUGAAGAAGACGAGGCCCAACCUGGGCAUCGCCAUCGAGGGCGGCGCCGACACCAAGCAGAAACUGCCAAGAGUCAUCAACAUCGCCGCCAACGGCGCUGCCUUCGAGGCGGGCGGGCUUCGGGUGGGCCAGCUCAUCCUGGCCGUAGACGGACAGAAGCUGGACGGACACAAGCACGAGGACGCCGCCCGCCUGAUCGCUGGCUGCUGGGUGAGCCGCUCGCGCCCCGAGGUGGAGUUCAUGGUGGUGGAGCGGAAGCCAACGGCGGCCGAUGUCCGCCGCUCCUCCAUUUCCCUCCUGUCGCAGAUGUAGGCGGAGGACCUGGCGGCUCCCUUCGGCGGCCAAGGCGUUAGGAGCAGGUCGAGCCCCCGCAGUGGAGGGCGAUGUCUACCUCUUGUCGCUGAGAAGACGACGGGUAACUUUGGUCGAGGAGUCACGCUGGGAGAUGACUCCAGUCCU